This is a messenger RNA of Cydia fagiglandana, 1012 nucleotides long. RefSeq names its product histidine-rich glycoprotein-like. Bases 193 to 918 code for a protein of 241 amino acids. The transcript has a single exon. The record is from RefSeq and is a predicted model, not a curated record. Lineage: Eukaryota; Metazoa; Arthropoda; Insecta; Lepidoptera; Tortricidae.
GACACCUAUUACGUCUAAGACACAUUGAACCUAAAGUUAAUUGACUUACGAACUCGCGCGGACAUUACCUUGACAUUAAAAUGAUCAAUCAAAGAGUAUUGCAACAGUAUAUAAGGCUAGAGAAAACCGUAACAGGCAUCAUUUGGCAAUCAUUGCCCAACAGAACCAGGAGCACAGGAAACCAAUCACGCAAUGAGAGCAAUCACGCUGGUGUGUCUGGCAGUAGCCGUGGCGGCUGUGGCGGCGCGGGACCCGCGCUACAAGAGGAACGCGGACCUCGAGGCGGCGGCUUCCCACCACUGGGAGAAGGGCGGCGGCGGUGAGCACCACGGCGACCACCACCACGAGCACGGCGGCGGCGGCGAGAAGGGCUACAAGGGACACCACGAGCACGAACACGGCAAGAAGGGACACUCCCACCACGAGGGCCACAAGGGCCACUACGGCGAACACGGCGGCCACAAGAAGCACCACCACCACGACGACGGCUACCAUGAUGAGCACCACCACGGAGAAAAGGGAGAAAAAGGACACGGCUUUGAAGAAAAGGGACACUAUCACAAGGGACACUCCACCAAAGGCCAUCAUGGUAUACACAAAAUAGACGAGUUCAAGAAGGACAAGCACUUCCACGACAAGCACGGCGAGUCUGGCUUCGAAGAGGGCUACGGCGGUCACCAUCACGAGGGCGGACACGAGAAGGGCGGCCACUUCCACAAGGGACACAAGGAGGGCGGCCACCACGAGCACCACCACGGCAAGAAGGGCCACCACGAGAAGGGAGGACACCACCACGACCACAAGGGACACCACGACGAGGCUGGCCACCACGAGCACUAUGGACACCACGAGGGACACGGCAGCAAGGGCGGACACGAAGACCACAAAGGCUGGGACUGGAAGAAGGGACACAAAUAAGUUACCUAUAAGUACAUAAUUGUUUAAUUGCUCACGCAUUUGUUUUUGUUAAUGUUUUGUGAUACGGAAUGAAAUAAAUUAUUUAAACAUUUUA